Zophobas morio is the source of this 600-nucleotide messenger RNA. RefSeq lists its product as uncharacterized. The coding region runs from base 73 to 528 and encodes 151 amino acids. The transcript is spliced from 3 exons. The record is from RefSeq and is a predicted model, not a curated record. Lineage: Eukaryota; Metazoa; Arthropoda; Insecta; Coleoptera; Tenebrionidae.
UAGGAAAACCAUUGUUAUCCUUAAUAUAAAUAGAGCUUCUGAGGCAACUCUAUCAGUAAAUAUUUGGUAGAGAUGAAACACUUUCAAAGAUCAGUUUCUAUUUUUUUUCUUCUGUGGACUGUAAUAGUGGCACAGGAGUGCUACUUGGAUAGAACCUUCUACAUCAAAGCCGCAGUCGGCGGUUUGAGCCUUGAUGGUUCGUACCCAGAUAAUGUUAAAGUAAUAGACUAUAACGGCCAGGCACAACAGCGGUGGAUAAUUGAAUGCGGUGAUCAAUCGGGGCAUUUUUUCAUAGUAAAUGCCUAUAAUGGAUUGGUACUCGACGUUCAAAACUUAUAUGUCGUUUUGAAAACGAAAAGUAGCUCUGUAAGUCAGCAAUGGACACUCAAUUGGAACAGCACGAUUUUUAAUGUAGGUUAUAAUCGGAAUAUGGAUAUUUAUCAAGGCGAUUUUGUUUCUGGAAACAAUGUCUUAAUUUAUCAAAAUAGUGGAUUACCGCAGCAAAUAUGGAAUCUGCAAGAAGUGUAAUGAAACCACAUCUAGAAAUUUUGUAUAUUUAAAAAAUAUAUCCAAGAAAUCUAAUAAAGAAAAUUGCUGUAA